Molecule: messenger RNA, 2855 nt
Organism: Tribolium castaneum (red flour beetle)
Lineage: Eukaryota; Metazoa; Arthropoda; Insecta; Coleoptera; Tenebrionidae
Exons: 29
Coding region: 247-2508 (753 amino acids)
Molecular function (GO): G protein-coupled receptor binding
Source: RefSeq, a predicted model, not a curated record
UCCCCAGUCGUUCGAAAGCGCUUCUCGUUUCAGUUUCAGUCGAGCAAUCGUCGUGCACGUGUCUAUCAUCCUCUAGGUCGUCAAUACACGCUCACGUCGUGUUCACCCCAUCGUCGUUAUCUCUCUUCUCAUCCACCCUCGGAUAAUGUGCGGCUAAUUGGGGGAUGGUGCGGCGCUCGUCCACCAUUCGCGGUAAAAACCAAACGAUGCAAUAACGAGCCAUUGUCCACGUCGCAAGGGGUGGUCAUGGAAGCGGAUCCCCCUAGGAAGAGCCAGGGGUGCGCGCCCCGAGUGGGCCUGGGGCUGGUGGUGUGUGUUCUGUGUGUGGUGAGUGUGUACAACGGGUGGCGGCAGGUCCUCCUCCAAGACAGAGUGGCGCUGCUGGAGGAGCGGCUGCGGCUGGUGGAGAGACGCGCCGUCGAGGGUGCGGAUGUGCUGGUGGAGAGGUUUAAGCGGGAGGCGGCGGACCAGCUGAAGCGGAGGGUGCAGCGGGAUGUGGAGGCACGUGGAGUUGACAGGAGCGAGAGGGAGGCUCCCGAGUGCAUCUGUCCAGCAGGCCCUCCAGGCCCCCCAGGCCCACCCGGCCCGCCCGGGAAGCGCGGCAGGAAGGGCAAGAAGGGCGAUGUGGGAGACGCCGGCCCUCCGGGUUCCGCUGGGGCGCCGGGCAAGAACGGCUUUCCGGGUGACAAGGGUCAGAAAGGCGAUAUGGGCUACAUGGGUCCGACAGGGGUGCGCGGAUUUCCGGGAUUUCCGGGGCCUAUUGGAUUAGACGGCCCGAAGGGCGAUCCUGGCCGGCCUGGCGAUAAGGGACAAAAGGGCGAUGUCGGUAACCCCGGUUUCGACGUGUUUCAGGCAGUCAAACAGCCUGGAAGGGGUUUAAAAAGAUCAGUAACGACGUUACGCGGAGGCACCCUGGGCUACGCCGAGAUCGUAGCCGUGAAGGGGCUUCAAGAAAGGGGGCAUAACAUUUCGGGCGAAACUAUCAUCACACUCAAAGGCGAACCGGGCGAGCCGGGCCCCCCAGGGCCCCCGGGGCCGCCAGGCUCCGAAGGCCUCCCAGGCCACGACGGACGGCAAGGCAUUCCAGGCGAACCCGGCCCCCCAGGAGACAGGGGCGAACCCGGCCCCAUGGGCCCCAUAGGCCCCCCCGGAAUCGACGGACUCCAAGGACCGAAGGGGGACAGGGGGGUUAUUGGCAUGAUGGGGGCUCCGGGAUUUCCGGGACUUCCCGGCCAUAUGGGCCUUCCAGGUAUUCCGGGGCGCAACGGAACCAAAGGCGAGCGAGGCGAAAAGGGCGACAAGGGCGAACGAGGGCUUACGACCACUGUCAAUGGGGAGUUCCCCACAGGUUUGGUUGAAGGGCCACCAGGACCACCAGGACCUCCGGGUGAAAAAGGUGAAUCCGGACCUGUAGGCCCCCCUGGUUUGCCUGGCGAAAAGGGCGCCCGAGGCCGGCGUGGAAAACGGGGUCGAGACGGAGUGGCCCUUGGGCAAGGCCCACCAGGUCCAAAGGGUGACUCAGGUGAACCAGGGCCCAAAGGUGAUAAGGGCGAUAAAGGGUUUACCGGCUUUCCAGGUCCCAAGGGCGACAUGGGCUUGAUGGGAACCCCUGGGGAAGCCGGCGUCAACGGCGAACCCGGCCCUCAAGGCCCUCCAGGGCUUCCGGGUCAAGUGGGCCCCAAGGGCGAAAAGGGCGAGUACGGCGACAUAGGCCCCCCGGGUCUCAUGGGUCCGCCGGGUCUCCCGGGCCCGCCCGGCUACCCCGGACAAAAGGGCGAAAAGGGCGAGAAAGGCGAAUCAAAAUACAAAAAGCUGCGUCGAAGACAGGGAGACGGCACUGGGGAGAUAACCACCGGGGAGGUGAUCAUGGGCCCUCCGGGCCCCCCUGGCCCCCCGGGCCAGAACGGCCUCCAGGGCCCUCCUGGGAUUAAAGGGGACCGGGGCAUGGAUGGGAUAAAGGGCGAACCGGGCGAAAAGGGCGCUAAGGGCGAUCCGGGACCGAUGGGUCUUCCUGGUCCCAUGGGUCUGAGGGGCGAGAGUGGCCGACCGGGUGAUUAUGGGAAGCCAGGGCCGAUGGGUCCGCCCGGACUCGACGGAAUGAAAGGCGCCCAAGGGGAGCCCGGGAGCAAGGGCGAGCGCGGCGACCCCGGCCUGCCUGGAACUGACGGGAUUCCGGGUCAAGAGGGUCCGAAGGGAGACAAGGGUUUCAAGGGCGAUUCUGGUCCGAUCGGGAAAAGGGGACGCAAGGGAGAUAAGGGCGAUAAGGGCGACCAGGGGGUUCCCGGACUUGACGCCCCAUGUCCGCUGGGACCUGAUGGGCUUCCGCUGCCGGGUUGUGGAUGGAGACCACCGAAGGAGGUGAUUCCCCCGGCGCCACCGGCACCAGUCGACUUUGAUGUGGAGGAUCCGAUCGAUGAGGGAGAGGAUGACUAUGAAGAAGCGGAGGAAGAUUACGAAUAUCCCGAUCAGAUGAAUGCUGCACUUCCGGUUUCCGCUUCAGCCAUUUAACAUUUAAUUACACUGCUUGUGUGUCUAAAGCUAUAACCUAGUUGUUGUGAAGCUCAAGCUGGAUUCAGGACGCAAUUUUCACGUACUUAUCAGUGGACAGUGAUUGUGUUGUAAAUAAAAGUGUUACAAAUGACGAAACGUGCGCUAACCAAGUUUAACUAAUUUAUUAGAUGUAGUUAAUAGUUUUUUACUGUUCAUAUGUGUCAUUAUGUUCCUCAUAAUCAUAAUCAUAUUUUUUGAAAAGUGUACAAAAAAUAUCGUAUGUAUUUUAGGCUAGAUUAGAUGUAAGGUAAAGUAGAGUUAAAUUAGGACUAACGUUCGAAAAUAAAUAAUGUUUCUUUUUCUAA